Messenger RNA from Dendroctonus ponderosae (mountain pine beetle), 3691 nucleotides. RefSeq names its product adenylate cyclase type 2. The record is from RefSeq and is a predicted model, not a curated record. Gene Ontology annotation, molecular function: adenylate cyclase activity. Bases 145 to 3555 code for a protein of 1136 amino acids. The transcript has 21 exons. Gene Ontology annotation, biological process: cAMP biosynthetic process; adenylate cyclase-activating G protein-coupled receptor signaling pathway; intracellular signal transduction. Lineage: Eukaryota; Metazoa; Arthropoda; Insecta; Coleoptera; Curculionidae.
AGGAUUAGCACUUAAACAUCUAUCAUUUCACAACGUAACAUGUGUGAAGGUGAACAAUUUUUGCACAAUAUAGAAGUAGUUUUUCUGUGCUAUUAAAAAAACCAAGUGGGAAUAUUUUUUUUGUUUUUGACUCGUGGGUGAAUCAUGUCAAGACAAGUGUCGACUUCAACAAGCUUAAUGAGCGAUGAAGAUGAGGAUCUUUUUGGUCUAAACCCUCCAGACGCGGCAACUUUUGACGAGAAAAAGUGGACCCGAGGCCAUUUAAGGUCCCAGUUCAAGACUUUGGCCCUCUACAGGCUCUUCAAAAAGUACACCGAUAAAAUAAGCUUCGGGUAUUUUUCCUUGUUCCUGAUAUUAACUUUCUGUCUGUUUAUUACCCAUACUAUUCUGCUGCUUGUGGAAUGUUUGGGCAGUGCGAGCAAAAUCCAUUCAGUGGUGCCCGACCUCAUCAUCUACUCAGCAGUUUGUCUCUUAAGCGUCUUGGGAUUGAUCACUUUGGAAAUAGUGGAGCGAAGACAGCAGAAAUGGUUCUACUUCUGCGCUAUUGCUUUUGGAGUCUUGUUGCUGGCCAAUUUUUUUCCGCCUAUUUACCACGAUCUGAAUAAUACGGCUAGUGAAUACUCCUACACUCCAGCCUACACUUUUUUAAUCGUUAUUGGCUGUUAUCUAUUUUUCGGCGUGCAGAAGAACUGGAUGGCGGUGUUAUUGGGAGCGAGCGUGUCUUCUGCACAUAUCACCACAUUGGUGCUGGUUACUUAUAGAGGAUCGGAUAUACUGGUUACGAGAGUUUUUUCAGAUAUCAUUUUUCUGACAUGUUUCAAUGGCCUGGGCCUAUAUUUCCGUUAUCUGAACGAAAUCGUUCAGCGAAAAAGCUUUCUAGAUAGACGCGACUGCAUUGUGAACACUUUUCAGCUGAAGCACGAAAAACAGCAGGAAGAGCAACUGAUGUCCAGUAUAAUUCCGGCGCCGUUGAUCAACAAAGUGAAGCAGCAUUAUCUGAGGAGUCAGGAAAACUAUAAAAAGUUCGGCAAACUGGGCAACGAUAAACCAGAAGAUUUGCUGGAGGUUCAUGAAGGAGUGACGAUUUUGUUUGCUGAUAUCGUCAAUUAUACUGUGAUGACCAAAAAGCUGAAUAUCAACGCCUUGCUGGAAACGUUGAAUGAGUUAUUUGGCCGAUUUGAUGAUGCUUCUGAUCGUCUAAAAGUAAUUCGAAUCAAAUUCCUGGGCGAUUGUUACUACUGUGUAUCCGGCUUACCACCAGAGCCGCCUCCUAAUCCUGCUGAAGCCUGCGUCGAUUUGGGCUUGAAGAUGAUUAAAAUCAUCGCAGAUGUUCGAGAAAAGAACAAUCUGACCAUCGACAUGCGAAUUGGGAUUCACACGGGAAAAAUCAUCAGCGGAAUCAUCGGCAAAGUGAAGUACCAGUUCGAUGUUUGGUCGAAAGAUGUUGAUAUUGCCAAUAAAAUGGAGAGCGAAGGGCUGGCAGGGAAAGUCCAUAUAACUAGCAGAACGAAGGCACUGUUGAACAAGGCCUACGACAUUACUCCCACUGAUAAGGGUAACACUGUCCCUCAAUUUAAGGACCAGGGCCUACAAACAUAUCUAGUGACUCCGGUAGAAGCUACUUCCAAAGCCAGUUCUUUAGACCCACCAGACAUCUUGAUGCAUACGCCCCAACCAAGACCGUCGAUCUUUCGCAAAAACGGAAGCGUUCCCAUUCUUAGCCAACUUCAGCAGUUGGAUUUGCCGCAAAUCUCCGAAGAGCCCAGAACCACCCUCACCAUUAUCGAAAGCAAUAACAUCGAGCAAGAUAACCAAAGGCGUCUAAAUGGGGACACAGGGCGAAGAAGCACUGUCUACCAGCGCAGGCCGAGUCAAAGAUUCCGGCCGAAUGAAGAAAGAAGAAUCACGUCGGACGUGAAAAGAAGAACGGCCUUUAUGAGCACGAAUUUCAAGCGUUACAAUGAGCGGUCGGCCAGCGUGGACAACGAAAUGGAGAAAACCAUAGAUAACAUGUCGUUUUCCAAGAAGGAUCAAUAUGUGGUGAAAGGUUCAGAAAUCAGCGGCCUGUUGGUGUUCAAGGAUCGGAAGGCCGAGUGGGAAUAUGUGAAGAUGAAGGAUCCGAUGUUUAAGUACUACGUUUUGAGCCAAGUGGUUCUGAUACUGUGCGUCUACCUGAUUCAAAAUUUGACUUUGGAGAGUCGAGCAUGGUUGCGCUACGAAUUCAUAACUUCCCAGCUGAUACUAGUGGUAAUCCUCAUUCCCAGCACCUGGACGUAUUACAUCUACCUCAAAUUCCGCACUCAAUUUCAAGACGUUAUGCCUAGCAAUGUAGUUGUCCGGUUCUUCUACACCAUUUCGCGCUUUAUCACCUACAACUUUCUGGCCCGAUUAGUCAUCUACACCUUGGUAUGGAUGCUGUUUUUGGCCUGCGUGUUUUUAGAAGUCUGGUUUUGCCACACUGAGUGCUUCCAAGACACAUCCUUGACGUCUGAAGGAUACUGCAUGGUGCCAUGGCACAUAACCGAAUCCUGCGCCUUAGCUCUAAUCAUGACGUUCCUUUUCCUGAAGAUUUUCAUCUGGAUUAAACUACUCUACGCAAUUUUAACUACUAUAGUCUACAGCUACUGCGCCCUCUACUAUGUCACUCCUAUUUACAAGAGCAGUGAAACCUUCAAUCCGUUUCUGGCGCCUCAGAUAUCCCACGUUCUGAGCAUCGUCUUCCUGACUUUCACCCUCCAUUUGAUUGAUCGGCAAACCGAUUAUAUGAAUCGCCUGGAUUUUCUGUGGACCGCCAAGCUAUUGGAGGAGAAACGAAAGGCCAACGAACAGCAGAUGGUCAACACCAACAUGCUGAUUAAUAUUCUACCGAAACAUGUUGCUAAAGUCUACUUGGAUGCCAACAAAGAAAUGGACCUUUACUUUGAAACCCAUAACCACUCAGCCGUUAUGUUCGCCUCCAUGAUCUUCGACGAAGACCUUAUGGAACAUGAAAUGUCCUUUCUACAGUUGAUGAAUGUCUACAUUACCAUUAUAGAUACACUGGUGAAUCGCAAAGAGUUUUCCAAAGUGGAAAAAAUCAAAAUUGCCAAAUGGACCUACAUGGCGGCCUGUGGAUUAACUGUGCCAGGUGAAAAUGAAAAUAUUGGCCAUUCGGUUGAAACCCAUCAUACGAGCAACACUUUGGAGGUACUGUUGAAUUUUGCGUCCACUAUGUUCCAGGAGUUCAAUAAGCAAAACACUUCCUUCACCCAAAUACAUCUGAGAAUUGGUAUUGCUCAUGGACCAAUAAUAGCUGGGGUUGUCGGUUCCAAGAAGCCCCUGUAUGAUAUAUGGGGGGACGCAGUAAAUAUGGCGUCCAGAAUGGACAGCACUGGAUGUCCAGGUCAGAUUCAGGUUUUGGGAGAAACGGCCCAGGAAAUUGAAAAACUGGGCUACGAAUGCGUCCCUAGGGGCAUCCGGACUGUUAAAGGAGUCGGCGAAGUCCCAACGUUCUUUGUUAAGCUUGACAGUGAUUUUAAACUUGCUAAACGCCAAAGUUUACCCCCAGAGGAGUGAAAGACUAAUUUCAUUAAAUACUCAAAGCUGGAAAACCUGCGAAGUUGCCGGAUGCAACUGCAUGACAAUUUAUUGUAAAUAUGAAUAGUAUGAAUGUUAACUUUUGUUUAUUUUUUUAAUAAACUCUUAUUUUUGA